Molecule: messenger RNA, 1981 nt
Organism: Manis javanica (Malayan pangolin)
Lineage: Eukaryota; Metazoa; Chordata; Mammalia; Pholidota; Manidae
Source: RefSeq, a predicted model, not a curated record
AUGGCCCUGAAAACUGAACUGCAGAUGUAUCUUCUUACCCAUGAUGCUCCACCCAGUGCAAAGCAGGAGACGGGGGCCCCUCCCACUGCUCGUCUGUGUCGCUCCCCCUGCCUCUCCUCACAGCUAGCAGGAACUAGACUGACUAGCCUGAGGAUUAGGAGGAUGGGAGGACAGUUAGCGGUGCUUCCAGAUCUCUGCACCACAAUGCCUGUGGCAGAAGAGGAAAAGAACCAGAGAUUAUCAGAAUCAAAAGCAAAAAGUUGUGUCAUGUUCAUCUUUGUAUCCAAAAAGCAGUGCUGCCACGUGUUAGAUGUUCAGCAUAGAUGUGUUGAGUCAAUGAUUGAACAAAUGAGUACACCAAAAUUCUGCCUAUUGUGUGUGUGCAACAUUGACUGUUCGCAAACCAACUUCAAUCCCCUCUGUGCUUCUGAUGGGAAAUCUUAUGAUAAUGCAUGUCAAAUCAAAGAAGCAUCAUGUCAGAAACAGGAGAAAAUUGAAGUCAUGUCAUUGGGUCGAUGUCAAGAUAACGCAACUACAACUAUUAAAUCCGAAGAUGGGCAUUAUGCAAGAACAGAUUAUGCAGAGAAUGCUAACAAGUUAGAAGAAAGUGCCAGAGAACACCACAUCCCCUGCCCAGAACAUUACAAUGGCUUCUGCAUGCAUGGAAAGUGUGAGCAUUCUAUCAAUAUGCAAGAGCCAUCCUGCAGGUGUGAUGCUGGUUAUACUGGACAACACUGUGAAAAAAAGGACUACAGUGUACUGUACGUUGUUCCCGGCCCUGUUCGGUUUCAGUACGUCUUAAUUGCAGCUGUGAUUGGAACAAUUCAGAUUGCUGUCAUCUGUGUGGUGGUCCUCUGCAUCACCAGGAAAUGCCCCAGAAGCAACAGAAUUCACAGACAGAAGCAAAAUACAGGGCACUACAGUUCAGACAACACAACAAGAGCAUCCACGAGGUUAAUCUAAAGGGAGCAUGUUGCGCAGUGGCCGGACUUCCGGGAGCUUGGACUACCCAAUACAGUAUUAUAGACAAAAGAAUAAGACAAGAGAUCUACACAUGUUGCCUUGCAUUUGUGGUAAUCUACACCAAUGAAAACAUGUACUACAGCUAUAUUUGAUUAUGUAUGGAUAUAUUUGAAAUAGUAUACAUUGUCUUGAUGUUUUUUCUGUAAUGUAAAUAAACUAUUUAUAUCACACAAUAUAGUUUUUUCUUUCCCAUGUAUUUGUUAUAUAUAAUAAAUACUCAGUGAUGAGAAAAAAUUGGCAUUCUUAAAUUUGCUGUAUCUCAUAAGUAUAAGUAUGAUCAAGCUAGCACAAUCUGUACAGGUACCAGUAUUUCAUCUGGCUUCACAUCUUGAGACAGAACAUUAGUUUAUACAGGACUCAGUGGCUAGGGUUUGAGUGAUUCCAAGAGCAAGGGAAAUGAUGGUUAUUGGAAAAGAGAAAAAAUAAUCUAUAUCAAGUGAGGAUAAAAUAUUUCAGAUCUUUGAAUCACCUCUAUUUCAUCAACUUCCUUCCCUGGUCUUCCAUUUUCAUCCCCAGAGCAGAAAAAUCUCUGGCAUAUAAAUUAAAUCAAAGAAGAAGGAAAGGGAAAGCGUUUAUAACUCAUAAAAAAGAGGGAAAGAAGUGUUUUUUAUUUUGGAAGCAUCUUAGAACCUCCUGGUUAAGUGCAUUAUAUCUGAAGGGUCCUGAACAAGUUAUGUAUUAGAAGUACAUGGAGCACAAAAUCUCUCCCAUUUAGGUGAGUGGGAUUAACAAAUAGGGGAAAAAUUUAGUAACAUAUUUAAAUGUGAAACACCAAAAUCAUGGAUUCUCAGAAGCACCUUGCUGUAUUUAUAGUAUGUAGCUCUUUGAAAAGAAUUUAGAGUCAUAACCAAACACCAUGAAUCGCUUUAUGGCUAAUGCAGCACCAUUAUUUGAGAUGGAAUGAAGAUGAUGAUAAUAUUUCAUGAAAACAAAGAGACAUGUUUGAAGUGUAUUUAUA